Pseudocercospora fijiensis CIRAD86 is the source of this 711-nucleotide messenger RNA. RefSeq lists its product as uncharacterized. NCBI's taxonomy places the organism in Eukaryota, Fungi, Ascomycota, Dothideomycetes, Mycosphaerellales, Mycosphaerellaceae. The record is from RefSeq and is a predicted model, not a curated record. The transcript has a single exon. Bases 1 to 711 code for a protein of 236 amino acids. Gene Ontology annotation, molecular function: copper ion binding.
AUGGCUUUGCUUGAGAUAUCAUGCUUUUCGGUGGAGAGCGCGAUACUUGCUGCGAGAGCAGGCGCGGACCGAAUCGAGCUCUGUAACGAGCAGAGUGAAGGUGGCACCACGCCGCCGGCAGACUGGAUCGCUCAAGUAAAGGCAGCCGUCGAUACGCCCAUGUUCGUUAUGAUCCGGCCACGCGGCGGUGCCUUCCAGGUCAAUGAUGCGGAGUUCGAAACGAUGAAGGCAUCAAUUGACGCCUUCAAGAAUCAAGUCGCCGGGUUCGUUUUUGGCAUAUUGGAUUUGGACGACACAGUGGACAUUGCUCGAACAGCAGAGCUUGUUCAAAGAGCGAAGCCGCUGCCCUGCACCUUCCAUAAAGCUUUCGACCAGACUCCGAAUCUCCUCGCCGCCUUAGAAGACGUCGUUAGGACAGGCAUCAGUUUCGUGCUCACAUCGGGAGGAGCACCUAAUGCGCUUGCAGGUGUGCAGCCACUGAGACAGCUUGUGACCGCGGCUCGGAAUCGGGUGACCAUUCUCACUGCUGGAGGCGUGCGCCUGAAUAAUCUUGCUCAGAUUCGACAGUCCUCCGGCGCGAAGGCGUUUCACUCGUCGGCCUUGGAUCGAGGCAGUCUGUUACCAAAUGUCGAGGACAUUCGCCAGAUGAAGCGAAUGCUGUCCGUGGAAGUGGCUGAUUCUGCUGCAGCUGAUGAGGGCUCUCAAGAAUAG